AUGGAUAAUCAAGUUGCAUCAAUGACCGGCGAAGAGGACACAAAUGAUAGAAUUUUAUUGAAGAGUCAACCCUUUUCUGAACCUGCACUGAGGGAUGAGCCCAACGAACCCCCCGCAAUUCGAAGACACGGAGCAACUGAACAUGGGAUCUCACCACAACAGAGCGCUGGCCAGAAAUCAAACCCGCCGAAUGGCAGUGCUGCCAAUAAUAAGAAGAAGAAUAUCCACCGCAUUGACAGGUCUGCUCAACCAUAUACACCGUCAUUGUCCAGAUCCUUUCCCCCAGUAGAUCGGAUCAUAGCCAAACAGGCUACAGAUCAAUACUACCUGGUGCAGGCAAAGACAUGCAAUAGCUUUUCGACGCAUCCGUCAGACCAUUGGAGCCUGACGGGUGGAAUUGUGCCCAAGUGUCGGACUUGCAUUGAGAAGCUAGCGGGUGGUGGAGGCUGUCGGUUCCAGGGCGUUAGAGCGUUUGCGCCUGUCGGGGGUAUAGUGCAAGAUGGAGCUUCGCGAGAGAUGGAUGAAGAUGGUGUAAGAGAGGGCAAGGAAAUUGGGAAACGAAAGCGUGAAGAAAGCAUUGAUGGAAAGGAAGAAGAAGACUUGGGACGCCGGUCGAAGCGAAGCAGGAGAGCGGUGUCGCAGUCAGAUCUCGGAAUUGAAGCAAUUCCAAAGGGGAGCAGAGUGAGGAAAUCUGGUACUUCACAGGCCCUUAAAAAUUAUCAGCCUGUGUUGAAAGGCUUCAAGGAUCGCGAGCAGCCAGAUCUAAGGCAGUGGGUCCUUGUUGGCAACUGGCAUGAUCAAGAUCCAGCGGAGUCGAAACAGGACUCCACUAAAGGCCAAGGCCAAGGCGAAGCGAGUUCCUCAGAUAAACAACCAAAACUUACCAAAGCCGAAGAUGCAGAAUAUCUGCUUCAAAUGACAGCACCCGCUUUGCAAGGGAUUCUGUCAAAGAUCUUUCGGUAUCUGACUGCAGGUGGGUCUGAAGAUGGCACCGGACCUACGCCGGCACUUAAAUCUUCACCUAUUAUAUUUCGCAAACCCGAGCCAGGAGAACGUAUUGUCUGUGACGCUUGUGGCGGAGCAUGCUUUUUGUGUUCAUGGAUGUGUGUUGCGUGUGGAACUGAGAUCUGCCUGGACUGCUGGGAAGAAUGGGAUCCGCGGCCUCAUGGGGAGGGACUCACCAAGAGUGAAGAAGAAGCAUACAUGUUCGUACCAAGAUAUGACAGAUGUGCAAGUCGCAAACGGCACACUAGGGCGCAGUUUGUGCUGAUAUGCAGAUCGACAAAAUCCAAGAUCGAUUGGCUUCAUGGACUGGCAUCAGCUGUCGCGCAAGAGCACGUUAGCUUCGAAACGAAACCUGAGCCUAAGAGCAUAGUCGAAUGCAGCACCGCUGUAGGAGAUCACCAUUUGCGUGUCUGCAAAUACCUGUUUCAGUCUGGAGAUGGCAUCCUCGACGAAAAUACGUUUCGCUCAAUAUGGCAUUCAGACGGGGAUCCAAGACGAGGGACACCAAUUGUUCUCCAAGGUAUGCUAAUGCGGUUCAAGCAAGCCUGGACACCAAAGCAUUUUAUUCGAGACCAUGGAAAGGAAAGUUGCUUUCUAGUCGACUGUGUUUCCAGCAAGACCGAUACGUCUCCGACUACAGUUGGCGAGUUUUUUGAAGGUUUUAUGCAGCAAACACUAAAGUGGGAGCAACGGAGUGUUAAAUUGAAGGAUUGGCCACCAGAUGCGGAUUUUGCUGAUCAUUUCCCCACCCUGUUCGAGGACUUUGAGCAAGCAUUACCAUUUCCAAAACACAUGUCCCGCAAGGGUCAUUUGAAUCUCGCAUCAUACUUUAAGGAUGACAUGCUCAAACCGGACUUGGGUCCAAAGAUGUAUUGUGCUUAUCCGGCACCGCAAUUUCUUAAGAGUGCUCCGGAAAUGCAACAGGAGCGGGCCACCACCAACCUUCACCUUGACGUGACAGAUGCCAUCAAUAUCAUGGUUUAUGCUUCUACGUCAUCAGGUGAGGAGGGAAGCGAGCAGACGGACAAGCCAGCGGCGGUCUGGGACAUUUUCGAACCGCGCAGUACUCAGUUUCUCAACCGUUUCCUGCGUCAGAAGUACAAGGACCUCAAAGUAGACGAUCCCGUCAACCGCCAAUUAUUUUUCCUGACCGAUGCUGAUCUUAAAGUACUUGAUUCGGAGGAAUGGGGCUACACAAAGUCUUUUCGAAUAUUCCAAGAGCCUGGCGAUGCAGUCCUAAUUCCCGCCGGCUGUGCUCAUCAGGUCGCUAAUGGGAGAAGUUGUAUCAAAGUUGCUGUGGACUUUAUUUCUCCUGAACGAAUUUACGUGUGUGCAGACAUCAUGAAGUCGUUUCGCGAUCUUGCGGCUAAUUAUGAGUACCACGAGCAAAUCGAAAUGGAGGGGGGAAAGCCACAAAGAUGCGGCAGAACAUCAAAGAAGGAUGCAAAUCUUGCAAAGAAGGAAGAUGUGUUGCAGCUUUACAAUAGUCUAGUGUACUGCUGGCUUCGGCUGGCAGACGUGGCCGAAGGUAUGAGACGGAGGAAUGAAGCCGUCAAGGAAGAAGGGCGAUAG
Molecule: messenger RNA, 2577 nt
Organism: Xylona heveae TC161
Lineage: Eukaryota; Fungi; Ascomycota; Xylonomycetes; Xylonales; Xylonaceae
Exons: 3
Coding region: 1-2577 (858 amino acids)
Biological process (GO): regulation of transcription by RNA polymerase II
Cellular component (GO): chromatin; histone deacetylase complex
Molecular function (GO): transcription coregulator activity; chromatin DNA binding; histone H3K9 demethylase activity
Source: RefSeq, a predicted model, not a curated record